AUGGACCGCAACGCCCAAACCACCGCGACAGACCGGUCCAGCAGUGGUGAGAAAUCUCUCCACUCGCACGAAAAGGACGAACCACUGCGCCCAGUAUCGCUGCACUCCAUCCCCACAAUCGACAUCUCCCACCACGAACACGCUCAAGAACAGACUCUUCCGCCCGGCGAGAAAGACGAUGUCGACACUGUCCGCACAACUUCUCAUGUGAAGGGAUUGCGAUCUCGCUUGGGGCUGAUGCCCACGGCCCCCAUCAUUGGCGAACACGACACGGCCGACCAUGCGAAUCUCUGGUGGCCCAAGACUCGCGCCGCGUUCAAGGAGCCUUUGGCUGAGUUCUUCGGCGUGAUGAUUAUGGUCUGCUUCGGCAAUGGAAGCGUUGCGCAAGUGCUUCUUUCUGCAGGCAUGACCAGUGCGCCGGGAAUGAAUGGGUAUGGUUCUUACCAGUCUAUCUCCUGGGGAUGGGGUUUGGGUGUGAUGUUGGGGAUCUACGUAGCGGGGGAUAGUGGUGCUUAUCUCAAUCCCGCCAUCACCUUCACGAAUUGUGUGCUGAGGAAGUUACCCUGGCGCCGCUUCCCAAUCUAUCUCCUCGCUCAGUUCCUCGGCGGCUUCGUAGGAGCGGGUAUCGUCUACGCAAAUUACAUCAACGGCAUCAAUACCUUCGAAGGCGGAGCCGGACUACGCACUGUUCCGCCUGCUGCAAAUGCUACUGGUGCCAUCUUCUGUACAUACCCGCAAGCAGACCUUACCAAGGCUAGCCAGUUCUUCUCGGAGUUCAUCGCAAGUAGUUUGUUGAUGUUCGUAAUCUUCGCGCUCAAGGACGACAGUAACAAGGGCACCUUCAGCGCCUCAGGGUCUUGGUUCCCGCUGGGUCUAUUCUUCCUCAUCUUCGGCCUUGGAGCGGCGUUUGGCUGGGACACAGGGUAUGCCAUCAAUCUCGCUCGAGACUUCGGCCCAAGGUUGAUGAGUUAUGCUGUUGGGUACCGGGGCGUGUGGAGUGCUGGAGGGUAUUAUUUCUGGAUCCCGAUGGUAGCGCCGUUUUGUGGAUGUCUGUUUGGUGGUUUGCUGUAUGAUCUUGCGAUCUACACGGGGCCGAGCCCGAUCAAUGAGCCCUGGCUUGGGCUAAGGAACGUGACGAGGCCGAAGCAAGCGUUAGGGAGCAGGUUGCAGGCGCAGGAGAAGGAUGGUUUGGUAUGA
Fulvia fulva is the source of this 1197-nucleotide messenger RNA. RefSeq names its product Aquaporin-3. Gene Ontology annotation, biological process: glycerol transmembrane transport; water transport. The coding region runs from base 1 to 1197 and encodes 398 amino acids. The transcript is spliced from 3 exons. Lineage: Eukaryota; Fungi; Ascomycota; Dothideomycetes; Mycosphaerellales; Mycosphaerellaceae. Gene Ontology annotation, molecular function: glycerol channel activity; water channel activity. The record is from RefSeq and is a predicted model, not a curated record. Gene Ontology annotation, cellular component: plasma membrane.